Messenger RNA from Tarenaya hassleriana, 888 nucleotides. Its product is annotated as protein NDH-DEPENDENT CYCLIC ELECTRON FLOW 5-like. Gene Ontology annotation, molecular function: carbohydrate binding; catalytic activity. The transcript is spliced from 3 exons. The annotation marks the transcript as partial. Lineage: Eukaryota; Viridiplantae; Streptophyta; Magnoliopsida; Brassicales; Cleomaceae. The record is from RefSeq and is a predicted model, not a curated record. Gene Ontology annotation, biological process: carbohydrate metabolic process.
AAGAAGAAGAAGAAGUGCAAGGGGGUUUCUGUUCCAUUUGUUUCAGCUUCCUCGGCCUCGAUCCCUUACCCUCCGAUCAAUUUGGAGUAUCUACGGAGAGAAUUCUCCGGCCAUGGAGCCACUUUCGAAGAUAUCGGUGAGACGUGCAUUGCCAAGUUGAAGCUGGAGAACAGGAGCUCAGCCACUGUGGUGCUGUCACGUGGCAUGGUAACCUCGUACAAGGUCCCAGUGUGGCAUGGAGGAAAGAUGGAGCUUCUUCACACCUGGGUCUCGGAGGAGGAAGACGAUGAAGUGGUCAUACAAGGAGGAGUUUCAUCGGCCAUAUUUCCCGAUGAUCAAGAUCUCGACGAAAUCAGUUCUUGGUCGAUGCCCAGUGGCUGGAUUCUUCAGGGCAUAGCAGGAGAUUCCCAGGACUAUGUUCAGGUAGAGUUGGCAAGAAGGGACGUAGACAACAUGCUGGAGAUGAAGCAAGUUAUUACUCUUGGACAAGAAACACUAAGCUGUGAACUCACAGUCACGAACAAAAACUUGUCGCCGGUCCAAAUAAAGUGUUCACUUCUAAGCCAUUUGACAGUUAGUACACCAGAAGCCACAUAUGCAGUUGGUCUACAUGGAUCAAAUUACGUCGAGAAAACACCGUUUCUCCCGUGCCCCGAGACGAUUAUAGAAGAAGAUGAAGGAGAAAAACCCGGGUUCGGAGGGAACAAGGAAGAGAUUGAGUACGAAGAGCAGAGCAAUUACAAGCAGUUGAAUGAAGAGAUGAGCAGGAUAUACACAUGUGCACCUCAAAGCUUCACUGUCAUUGACAGAGUAAGUGAUUGUUCAACCCCCACACAAAACUUAUAUACAUCAGCCAAUAAUCGGAUAUCUGGUUCUGAUACCCGAGUA